Messenger RNA from Gasterosteus aculeatus aculeatus (three-spined stickleback), 576 nucleotides. RefSeq names its product spexin hormone (gene spx). NCBI's taxonomy places the organism in Eukaryota, Metazoa, Chordata, Actinopteri, Perciformes, Gasterosteidae. Gene Ontology annotation, molecular function: neuropeptide hormone activity. The record is from RefSeq and is a predicted model, not a curated record.
AAUACAGGGAGACGAUGCACGGCCAGCAAGUAGCCUAAACAUAUGCCUCUGCCUCUGCUGGACACCAGGCUUACAGGAUCCACCACACCAUGAAAGGUCUAAGGACCAUCACAAUAACUUAUUUCCUCACGCUUUUACUGCUGGGGACGUUUAUCUCACAGUCAUGGAGUGCCCCAAAGGGCUCUUUCCAGCGGAGGAACUGGAGCCCGCAGGCAAUGCUGUACCUCAAGGGCACUCAGGGCCGAAGGUUCAUCUCAGAAAACCGAAAAGAAGGAGACGUUUAUGACACAUUACACUUAGAGACCCGCAGUCAGAACACAGAGAAGCUAAGUAUGGACCAGGCUGCCGCCGUCCUGCUCCACUUCCUGCAGCAAGCUAGAGAGGGAGGUGAGGUGUAUUUCCAGGAGGUGCCGGUGUGGAAGAGAGAAUACUUCUGAUAUGCCUUACAUACAUUUCUAGAGCUCUUCUCGUUCUCAUUGUUUGCUGUUGGGUUCGGUGUAAGAGAGAGGAACAACUGUUCUGUAAACAUUAUUAAAUAUGAAAUGUGGCGGUUUAAUAAAAGAGUUCUCAGCACUA